AUGAGGCCCAGUGCCAUGCCCAGCGUCCUGAAGGAUAUCGGUCAAGUGGAUGUCAGCGAGCGCACCGUCUUGGAGGACCGACUGCGUUGCCGGUCACCUGACUCCUGGCUUGCGCCUGUGGGCGCGGGCCUAGGGCCAGUCGGCUUGGCCGGUGGGGCCCCCGUUGCGGUGGGCGGAGGGGUGCCUGCCGGUGUCGCGAUGGGCCGCGAUAAGCUCGAGCCUCGGUGCUCGGGAUGUGUGUGGGUGCCGCGAAGCGUUCGCUCUGCAGAGUUGGAGUUGCUUCCUUCGGAUCCGUGCCUGCGGCUCCAGACAGUUCUCAGCCCUGUUGAGUUCGUCACUGUCGAGCUUGUCAUGGUCGCCGAUGGCAUGGAAUGGAGCUCCGACUGGCACGGAGAGGCGGCCGAAUGCUACACCAGGUCGAGCUCGCCAGCUUACUGGUCUCUGGUCGAACAGAUCUGUAAGUUGAUCAAAGAGAAGUGCAGCGAUCUUCGCAGCGACAACCAGGCCCUUCGGAUCGACAACGAGCAGCUGCACGAAGCGCUUCUCAACUGCAACUCCCAGACCUGGACAGAGAGCUUCACGUGGGUGAACAGGGGACCAGGUCUCAUCCAGCUUCGCAUCCAGGGCCGGCAGCUUGAAAAAGUCAGGCGGCUCAUGCGCAACUACAAGAGGCAGCUUGUCGGCAGGCGAUUGCAAUUCUUGCCACCAAUUGCCUCCGAGAUGCUCACCGUAGGUGCUUGCGUGGACCAAGGCGUUUGGCCCAGGAAGCAGCGGCUCAGCGACGCUUCUCUGCCGAGCACCUGCGAUUCUGACGGAGAGCGGCGCCUUCAGAGGCCCCAGCAUCAGAUGGCAUCAGAGCAGGUGUUCUUCAACAAGAACGAUCUCGCGGCAUGGAUGCAUGGGGAGCCGGGGUCCAUCACGACAUUGUCGUUGGAAGAGUGCAUGACUCCGCCGUACCCCGGGCAGCAGCAUGAGUGUGGCUUCAUGUCGCAUCUUGAAGCACAUCGCAACAAGUGCCUUCCACAUUUCUGCAAGGCAGCGGGUACCCAUUUCGCCUACCAAUCACGUAUGGAUUCGCAUCAGGGGCCAGGCGGUGGCGGCGGAGGUGACAACAAAGACGAUGAUGACAAACCUCCACCUGAUCCCGGAGAAGAUCCAGAUCUUGCUGAUAUUUCUAUGUCUGAGGCUGAAGGCGAAAAGGUCGAAGAUAUCAACGAGAGGGAUAUGUUGGAUGCAAUCGGUGACAGUAUUCUUCGAAGAGCUGAAAUUGACGCCGCCGAAGGCGCGGCAUUACCACCUCUACCUCCUCCUGCGACAUUGGGCAGUGCAGGGCUGGACUUGCAGGCAGUGCAGAAGGGUAAGCCUGAGCCUCAGGUUGAUGCAGAAGACGUCUUGUCUUCAAAAGCCUUCGUGAUCCUUGCGACGGCUUUCAAUGUGGCUCGGAUCCCGGCGCAAACCAUCCAUGCAGAUUUAGCAGCCCAACGGGGCAUCAUGCCGGAGGCCCAGGGAGAGAAGCGUCCUCUCGACCCGGAUCCGGACGACGAUGACGAUGACGAUGAUGAUGGAUUCGGCCCAAUGCCUGUGCCAGCGCCGGCACAGACAAAGCCGAAACGCAAAAAGGUGCUGAAGAACGCGCAUGUAUAUUUGGAUAACCUGCCGAAGAGCGAGAUGUACGAGAAGAGUUUCAUGCACCGCGACGUGGUUCACUUGGCAGUCUGCAGCAAUGCGACAGGGUUUCUCGUGACCGGCAGCGAGGACGGCCACGUGAAGUUCUGGAAGAAGCAGUACGAGGGCAUCGAGUUCGUCAAACACUAUCGAGCACAUUUAGGGAAGCUGCUAGCCAUGGUCAUCUCGCAGGAUGGAAGAUUGCUCUCCACAGUUGGGGAUGACAAUGCAUUGAAGCUUUUCGAGGUCACAUCUUUCGACAUGAUCUGCAUGAUCAAGCUGAAGUUCAAGCCGCUUCAAGUGGAGUUCGUACACAAGAAGAACGCUCCGACCUCCCUCGUUGCGGUGUCAGAAUCGGAGUCCGGAAAGGUGCAUAUUCUGCAGCCGGAGAGUGGCACUGCUGAACCUCUGCGGACCCUCGAGGUCCAUGCCGAACCUGCCCAUGCCAUCAGGUACAAUCCGUGGGUUCACGCCUGCAUCAGUGCGGAUAAAUCAGGAGCGCUGGAACUUUGGGAUCCAGACACUCUGCAGAUGCCAACGAAGGAAACGCGCCCGGGGAGGCUCAAGUUCGAGAUCAAAAGCGAAACCCACAUGUACGAGUUGCGCAAGAACCAGACGCACGCGAUAUCUUUCUCCAUCAGCGUUGAUGGCAGCAUGUUCGUCAUGGUGUGCGAGGAUGGCCGUUUGAGAGUCUUCCGCUUCGCGACGAUGAAGAUGGUUCGUGCAUACGACGAGUCAAUGGAGAUGUUCACGGCGGCUCAGAGCGACCCGAACAUGGGUGAUCUCCACCUGGACAGGUUCGAUUUUGGACGGCGGAUUGCCGUGGAGAAAGAAAUGCGCAAGUCCCCUGCGCAGAUGUAUCAGCAGGCUCUGUUCGACGAGUCCUGUAAUUUCUUGGUCUUCACUUCGCUUAUCGGCGUCAAGAUUGUCAACUUGCAUACCAACAAGCUCGUGAAGAUUCUUGGAAAAGUCGAGCAGACCGAGAGAUUCCUUGGCCUGGCCCUGUACCAGGGCAAAACUCAGAAGAAGAAGGCAGCCCUUGGAGAAUCUGUCGUGGAAGGGGAGAAUGACCAGAAGGAGUCGGCAGACCCGAUCGCCUUGGUCACUGCCUACAAGAAGAACAGGUUUUACCUGUUCAGUGCUCGCGAGCCAGCAGAAAUGACCGCUGACUUGGGUCGAGACGUUUUCAACGAGAAGCCCAGCAAGGAAGACGCAGCCGUGGCGGCAUCGAUCAGGACGGAGAACCCGCUUGGCAAGCAGGCGACCAUUCACACCACGAUGGGAGACAUCGUCGUCAAACUCUUCUACCAGGAGUGUCCAAAGUCGGUCGAGAACUUCACGGUGCACUGCAAGAAUGGUUACUAUGACAACAUCAUCUUCCACCGAGUCAUCCAGGGCUUCAUGAUCCAGACGGGAGACCCACAGGGUGAUGGCACUGGCGGUGAGAGCAUCUGGGGAGGUGAAUUCGAGGACGAGUUCCAUCGGAACCUGAAGCACGAUCGUCCCUUCACCCUGUCCAUGGCCAAUGCAGGGCCAAAUACGAAUGGGUCUCAGUUCUUUGUCACGACAGUGCCUUGUCCUUGGCUGGAUGGCAAGCACACGGUCUUUGGACGCGUUCUGCAGGGCAUGGACGUGGUUCAAAACAUCGAGAAAACCCAGACGAAUUGCGAAGACAGGCCUUUGGUCGACAUCAAGAUUAUGACCAUCAAGAUCAUCAGCUAA
Symbiodinium sp. CCMP2592 is the source of this 3387-nucleotide messenger RNA. The record is from the annotation of a GenBank genome assembly. Lineage: Eukaryota; Dinophyceae; Suessiales; Symbiodiniaceae.